UGGAUAGCAACCUCAGCACCAGAACUGGGCUCCUAUUACAAUCUCCAGAGCCAGCACCUCUUCUUCUACCUCAUGGGCAUCUGCAUGUGAAUCCAGGUCCCCGGAGGUCUCGAAAGAAGAAUCUGAUACAGGUUGAUUGGUUUGUGCCUUGUUGUGUUCACUUCUCUGGAGUUGGCCAUGCAGCUUCACAUAUCGCCAAGCAUGAGACAUGUGACGGUGUUCCCAGGGAAGGGGGUGAGGGAUUUCAUUAAGGUCAAGGUCACGCCGAGGAAGCUUUCUUAUAGGAUGGUGUUCUAUUCACUGCUCUUUGUCACGUUAUUGCUCCGGUUUGUGUUCGUGUUGACGGCAAUAGACACAAUCGAGGGAGAGACCGAUUGCUCUUCUUUAGGAUGUGUAGGGAAAAAGCUAGGCCCAAGAAUAUGGGGAAGGAGGCUUGAAUCCACGAAGGUUCCUGAGGAAAUAUAUCGAAUACUUGAAGAAGGUGAAAUCGAAGAACCUGAGCCAGGAUCUGACAUUCCACAAACAUUAGAAGACUUCAUUGCAGAGAUGAAGAGCAACAGAUCAGAUGCCAAAACCUUUGCCUUAAGGCUCAAAUCUAUGAUAUCUCUUCUAGAACAAAGGACCAGGACGGCCAAGAUCCAGGAGUAUCUCUACCGCCACGUGGCAUCAGCCAGUAUCCCCAAGCAGCUCCAUUGUCUGGCCCUGAGGCUGGCCCAGGAGCACUCCACCAAUGCUGGGGCCCGGCUCCAGCUCCCAGUCCCGGAGCGGGUCCCGGCGCUCGUCGACCCGUCACUCUAUCACUUCGUCCUCGCCUCCGACAAUAUCCUCGCCGCCGCCGUCGUCGCUGCCUCCCUCGUCGCCAACUCCCUCGACCCAAGCUCGGUCGUGCUCCACGUGAUCACCGACCGCAAGACAUAUGCGCCCAUGCAGGCCUGGUUUUCGCUGCACCCCUUGGAACCGGCGGUCAUCGAGGUGAAGGGGCUGCACCAUUUCGAUUGGUUCGCGAGGGGGAGGGUCCCGGUGAUGGAGGCGAUGGAGAAGGACCGGGCGGCGCGGUCACAAUUCCGAGGAGGAUCAUCGGCGAUCGUCGCCAAUGUUGGCGAGAACCCUGUGGUGGUGGCGGCCAAGUUGCAGGCUCUGAGUCCGAAGUAUCAGUCAGUCAUGAAUCAUAUUCGCAUCCAUUUGCCUGAGUUGUUUCCAAGCCUUAAUAAGGUUGUGUUUCUUGAUGAUGAUGUCGUCAUCCAAGCCGAUCUUUCGCCCCUUUGGGACAUCGAUCUGCAAGGCAAAGUAAAUGGUGCGGUUGAGACAUGCAGAGGAGCUGAUAAAUUUGUGAUGUCAAAGAAAUUUAAGAACUACUUAAACUUCUCCCACCCUUUAAUUUCGGAUAGUUUUGACCCCAACGAGUGUGCUUGGGCAUAUGGCAUGAAUAUCUUCGACCUUGAUGCAUGGAGAAAGACAAACAUUAGUCAUACUUACCAUCACUGGCUUCAAAAGAACUUGAAAUCAGACUUAAGUUUAUGGCAGUUGGGGACUCUACCGCCUGGUUUAAUAGCAUUCCAUGGCCAUGUUCAUAUUAUUGAUCCCUAUUGGCACAUGUUGGGGCUUGGAUACCAAGAAAACACCACCAUAGCAGAUGCAGAAAAGGCAGCGGUCAUCCACUUCAAUGGCAGAGCUAAGCCUUGGUUGGACAUAGCAUUUCCUCAUCUCCGGCCUCUCUGGACAAAGUAUUUGAAUUUUUCAGACAAAUUCAUUAGAGGUUGUAAUAUCAGAGCUUAGUAAGAUGGAUUUGUGAGAGACAGGGAGUGACAAUCACUACAAUGACAACAAGGAAAUGACCACAAUGAAGAGCUACAAUUUGAAUACAAAUGAGAGAAAAUAUACCUGGAAGGCUUGAGGUCAUGGAGUGAGAUGAUGUUGAGAUUUGUAAAGAGUUGGAGCUCCUGGAUUUGUGAUGCUUCAACACUGAAGCAAACUUCUUACAUUCUUUUUUUUUUNUUUUUUUAAUUUGCCCUAGGCAAGUUUUAGUGUUUUCGGAUCACCCACAUCUGGUUCUGUACAUCGAUGGAUGCGAUCAUAUUUUUAAAACAAGAAUGAUCAAAAAAUUAAUAAAAUUAUGCUGUUAUCAUUUCAUUGAUG
Molecule: messenger RNA, 2136 nt
Organism: Elaeis guineensis (African oil palm)
Lineage: Eukaryota; Viridiplantae; Streptophyta; Magnoliopsida; Arecales; Arecaceae
Product: probable galacturonosyltransferase 12
Molecular function (GO): polygalacturonate 4-alpha-galacturonosyltransferase activity
Source: RefSeq, a predicted model, not a curated record